This is a messenger RNA of Brachypodium distachyon (stiff brome), 2441 nucleotides long. RefSeq lists its product as uncharacterized. Gene Ontology annotation, biological process: mRNA destabilization. Gene Ontology annotation, molecular function: mRNA binding. Gene Ontology annotation, cellular component: cytoplasm. The record is from RefSeq and is a predicted model, not a curated record. The transcript is spliced from 9 exons. Bases 144 to 1916 code for a protein of 590 amino acids. Lineage: Eukaryota; Viridiplantae; Streptophyta; Magnoliopsida; Poales; Poaceae.
CCCUUCUCGCAUACUCACCACCGUCAAACCCCUUCCUCCCCCGCCGGCCACCCAUCGCCGGCCUCCUGCUACCGCCGGGCCGCGCGCCUUCCGCCGCUACUACCUCCCCCCGUACCCUCCCCCUCCUCCCCCCCUGCCGGAGCAUGGCGUCCAGCGGAGGAGAUCCGUCCGGAUUCGUCGAUUGCACGAUUCCACCGCAACCAGAAAUUGUAGUUGAUAAUAACCCCUCGAAGAGUGUAAAUACCAAAGAGCAGAUUAUUUCUAUUACAGCUGAUAAAACAACUGCUACCAAUGUGCAUGGCUCUACCUCCUUAAAGUCACCAAAAGGUGCACAAGAGAGGGCCAAUUUUUUGGGUAAAGGUGGAGAACAACCUUAUAUCUACCAGCCCAAUGUGUAUGCACCACAGCCACAGGCACUCUAUUCUGGAGGAUACAUGAAUCCUUCAGGGCAAUGGGAAGAGUAUCCCUAUUAUGUGAAUAUGGAAGGACUCCAUUCUGCGUCACCUUCAUUCAUGCUAUCUCCUGGAUACGCGAACAACUCCCAUAUGAUGUAUGGAGCUUAUUCUCCUGUUUCAACCGAUGGCCAGUCCUACUCCUCUAUGCAAUUCCCCUUCUCAAGUCCGUACUACCAGCCACCAGCUUCUCCUAGCAUGGGAUACUCAAAUUCUGGUACUGGAAUGCCUCAAGGAGACCCUAUGCUUCAGCAAGAAUACUUCCUUCCUGAUGGUCUUCUCUAUUCACCCACAGCAGCGUACCAUCAACCAUUCGGGUCUUACAACAGAGCACCAACACAACCAAACAAUGCUCCGGGAAUGUUUGGGCAAGGCAAUGCACCACUGGCUUCUGGAAUGCAGCAUGGAUCAAUGUAUGGUUCCGGAUCCUACAAGGCACGCCAACAAGGCAGUAAAUUUGGAGGCACUACUCCAAGUUGGAGUUCUGCGGGUCGCAGAUAUGGUAAUUUUGACUACAGCUCCGGUCAACAAAAGGGGAGCAUGCAAUUCGGUAUUCAGAAUGGUUCUCUGGAGUUUCUGAAUGAGCAAAACCGUGGCCCACGUGCUGCAAAACCAAAGAAGCAAGACACAGAGGACUCUUCAGUAGAUGAUAAAAGUGAGAAAGCCGUUCCGCUGGUUGAUAGUGAGCUGUACAACCGUCCUGAUUUUGUCACCGAAUACAAGGAUGCAAAGUUUUUUGUAAUAAAAUCCUACACAGAGGACCAUGUACAUAGGAGCAUUAAGUAUAAUGUUUGGGCCAGCACAGCUAGUGGGAAUAGAAAGCUGGAUUCAGCUUACCGUGCAGCCAAGGAGAAAGAAGACCAUUGCCCUAUUUUCCUGUUUUUCUCGGUUAAUGGCAGCGGUCAGUUUUGUGGUGUGGCUGAGAUGAUUGGACCUGUCGAUUUUGACAGAAGUGUUGACUACUGGCAGCAGGACAAGUGGAGUGGCCAGUUUCCUGUGAAGUGGCACAUAAUUAAGGAUGUCCCAAACAACCUGCUACGGCACAUAACUCUUGAGAACAAUGACAACAAACCUGUUACAAACAGCAGGGACACCCAAGAGGUGAAGCUAGAGUAUGGUCUCCAGAUGCUAACUAUCUUCAAGAGCCACGAGGCUGAGACAACCAUCGUGGAGGACUUUGACUUCUAUGAACAAAGAGAGAAAGCUUUGAAGGAAAAUAGACGUCAGCAGCAGCCUGGCAGCACAGAACCCCUGAAACCAACAGUUGCCAAAGCUGUAGGAGAUUCUAUUGAUCAUAUCUCGGACACAUUUUCUCGGACUGUCCAGCUGAAAGAAAUCGAGACAAGUGGAAACCAACUGAGAGCUGAGGGCGCCAUCUCAGCUGAUGAUGCGCAAACAGCUACCAUCAAGGCUGAAGAAAACAAGGUAGACAUGAAGGCAAGCCCUGUGGAGGGAAGCAAUUGAUUUGCUCUUCCCAUAUCGAUUUACUAGUUUGAAGCAGCAGUUGGAUCAUAUAAUGCUCAUCCGGAGGUGAAAAGGGGGAGGGCAGGUUGAUUGGUGUGGAAUGUGGGUUGCUGUUGCUUCAGUUGUACAACAUCAUAGGAUUUUAUUUCACCUCCAUUUAGGGUAUAGUUUCAAUAUCAUAGUUUCAAAAAUCUUGUUCCUGUCCCCCUAUUCCUGCUCUCCUUUCUUCUCUCCGUCUCCUGUCGGUUAAGCUCUGCGUAUGUCGUCAAUGCUGUCAGUUUUAGUGGUUGUCUUGUCUCCUCCUGUUUUGCUUGUGUCGCGUCGUGAAUGCUGUUUAGUUUUAGCGGUCUCCAUCUCCCUUCGUCUUGGUUCUGUGUCGUGUCGUGAAUCAUUUUCCAUUUAAGUGUUCUUCUGGUCAUCUUUCAUUUUACCUGUGUCUGGGAUGAAAAUUUCUGUUCCGUUUUCGUGGUACCAGAUCUGUGGCUGGGAAUACUGUUCAACUUUAGUGGUUCAGUGACGGUUUCA